Diversispora eburnea is the source of this 1680-nucleotide messenger RNA. NCBI's taxonomy places the organism in Eukaryota, Fungi, Glomeromycota, Glomeromycetes, Diversisporales, Diversisporaceae. The record is from the annotation of a GenBank genome assembly.
AUGUCCAAUUUACAAAGGCUUCAUUACUUUGAAAAUAAUACAUCAUGGAGUUUGGAAAAUUUUCUACAAUGGAGUACAUUUUAUGCUCGCGAUUUUGGAAGUAAAGACGAUGAGCAUCGUAUUUACAAGACGUACUUAGAAAAUAUUUGUAAAGAUCCGAAUCUAAUAAAAUCUCGUGAUAAUGAAACAGUUCGAAAGUUAGCAGAGGAGGCUUUAGAGAAAUUUAGGGAUGAAGUAAAUUCAGUUCAAAUUGAUGACCUUUGGAGAAAGUGUCCAUCCUUCCUAGAAACUUUGAAGAAAGCAAUAGACCUUAAUGCUGAUAAGAUGGCUUCUCGAGUGGCAGUAUUACAUGAUAACUUCAGCGAUACAAUCUUUAAUGUCACCCAAGAUCAAUUACGAUCUGGUUUUGAGCGUAAACGGUCAUAUUUUUUCGACGAAAAGUCACACGAGUUACAACCGAAAAAGACAAAAACUAGUAAUGCUGUUGAAGAGACGAAUGACGAAAACUACAUUAAUUAUGGCAAAAGGUCACCUACAGCAAUGACAAAUUCCGAAUCCAAGGAUCCUAUUUCUGUUUCUGGAAAUAAUGAUCACUCGGACCAACCAACUAGAGAGUCUUCCAUCAAUCUGGAUUUUUCAUUCGGAUCAAUUGAGAGCGCAAAUUAUGAUAUUGGACUUGGAAGUUACGAAGAAGGGACAGAAAUCAAUCCUGAUCUAUCGUUUCAAGAAACUGACGAAGAUUUAACAGUACCAGUAUCAGAACAACCCUUUAGGGAAGAUAUUUGGGGACAAUGGAAAUUAGGCUCUGGCAAAAUUAUUACUGAUCUUUUGGCCAAAUCUGCUAAUAAAAAAGGACAUCCACUCAGACCCGAAGUCUGGGGAAUUGCUCGCUGUGGUUUUAAAAUUGCUAAACCUUCUUGGUGUAGCACUGACGAUUAUGCAGAAAUCCAAAGAUUCACAAGACGUUCAACUAUCUCUAAUAAUGAUUCAGCAAUUCAACAACAAAAUAUAUCAGAAUCGGAUUAUGGUGGCUACAUUAUUCACCCUUCUUUGAAAUGCAUGCUCUCUGGUUUGGAAAAGAUUAAGUCAUGUCGUGAAAGGCGCAGGUGUAAUACCCUUUUUGAGCAAAAAGCGGAUGGAAUUUUUGUAGUACGAUUAAAAAAAUCUUUUGUUGAAGUUGGUCACUUAGAGAUGAGUGGUGGCCAUGGGCAUAGAGAUUUCUCACGAUCAACAUGGGAUGGUUGUUGCAAGUUGCCAAUUGGUAACGCAUACAUGCUGGAAGAGAUCGGAGAACGAUUUCGAGGAGCAUCGUGUGAAACUUUUUCAAAAAUAAAGAAUCGGAUAGAACUUUGGAGAAUGCAUGUCCCGUCCCGUGGUGUUUUACAAUAUGAACGAACUCAUAGAGCAACUGUUCCUAUUUGCUUUGAAGAUGAGCGAAAAUGUAUCUUUGAUUUUGUUGUUGUCUUGUGGGAUCUUAGGUGUUGGUUACUGGAAGUUACUAAUGUCAUUUAUAAACUACGUGAAGAACAUAAUGAUUCGGAUGUGAAUGUGUCCAAUCUUUCUUCUGGUAUUCUUCCACUCCACCCAUUUAUCCCGCAAAAAGAUAAACACAAAAAAGGUAUCACAACCACUUAUGCAAAAAGUGAACCAAAUAGCUCUUUCAUUCGGUCUGGUCAAUGA